AGUUAAACAUAAGAUUAUCAAACAGGUGGAAUACCAGCUAAGUGACAUGAGCCUUCUGGCAAAUGAAAAUUUGGCGAAACAAAUGAGCAAAGAUCCCGAAGGUUAUGUUCUAAUAAGUUCUGUUGCAUCAACAAAGAAAAUCAAAUCUCUUCUUAGUAGUUGUAGCAGUAAUGAAGUUCUAGCUCAAGCUCUACAAUCUUCAACAAAACUGAUCGUAAGCAGUGAUGGGAAGAAGGUCAAACGGAGAAAUCCCUUUACGGAGAAGGACAAAGAGGAGCUGCAGUCUCGCACGGUUGUGGCUGAGAAUUUACCAGAUGACCAUUCCCACCACAACAUUGAAAGGAUAUUCAAUGUGGUUGGAAGUGUGAAAACCAUCAGAAUUUGUCAUCCUCAGGACCCAAAUUCAUCUCGUUCCAAAGGAGAAUAUUUUAUUAGCAACAAGUUGCACGCUCUGGUAGAGUUUGAGAGCCCUGAAAUAGCAGAGAAAGCUGCUGAGAAGUUGAAUGAUGAGAGGAACUGGAGAAAAGGGUUGCGUGUAAAGCUCCUUCUUAGGCGCUCGCCAAGAUCUGUGUUAAAGAGCAGGAAAUCGGAAUUUGAAGGUUGCUUGGAAGAUGAUGAUCAAGGUUCACCCCAUGACACAACAGAAGAUUCAUCUCUACUAAAUCAAUCAGAAUCACCCGACGCUAAUACGGAGGAGAGCUCAUCAUCAGCAGCCAACUCAAAGAAAGGAUGGGGAAAGGGACGAGGGAAAACCAGGCCGCGCGUGCUGACUCACGGCGGUGGCGGAAGCGGUCGCGGCCUUCUGCCUUUGUCUCCGCCGUGCAGCAGUGAAUCGCCGGCUAAACUAGCAAACAAGGGACCCAGAAUGCCGGACGGAACCAGAGGCUUCACCAUGGGAAGAGGAAAGCCACUCACCCCCACUGCUCCAUCCACUGUGCCAUGCAUUUAAUCACUGUUUAGAUACAGAGUGCAUUAUUGUUUUCUUCGUCUGAUCAGUUUUGAUAGCUCCUAUAGAAAUUAAAGGAGACUUAUAGAAAAAAGUGACAUCCUUUUUUUGUCACGCAUUAGCGCAUAUUUUGUGGCUAAUAAUAUGUUUUUUCCCGGACAUUCUUGGAUUAUUCAAUUCUACAGCUACGUACAGUGCUGAUCGAGAAGUCUUUAGUGUUUUUUCCCGGACAUUCUUGGAUUAUCUCAAACGUUAAAUUGAACUAUAAUCACAA
Cuscuta europaea is the source of this 1220-nucleotide messenger RNA. Lineage: Eukaryota; Viridiplantae; Streptophyta; Magnoliopsida; Solanales; Convolvulaceae. The record is from the annotation of a GenBank genome assembly.